ACACCAGAAAACGCCUCACUAUGUACUACCACCAAUCGGGUCCGGCUGCGUUGCUCCUAUGCUGGAGCCACUGCCCUCCCUGUGACCAAUAGUACCUAGACAUUUCCCGGAAGAGGCGGGAACGCGGGCCGGGCAUCUGUGGUUGGCAGUGCGUCUUUGUGACUUGCCAACCAAAAUGGCGGUGGAGGAUCUGACCGCGUUGGAAAGAUGUCUGGGGUUGAAGGCAGGGAAAUACAGCAGCCGGACACACGGUAGCAGUCAGAUUCCUGUGCUUCAGCCCAAUAGAGGACCUAGUUUGGCAGGCCUUGCCACUAUUGCUUCCCAUUUAGUUACUGAAGCCAAAAAAGAUGAACUUUUAGGUGCUUCUGUAGAAGAGAAGGCUGUUGUGCAGCAAUGGCUGGAAUACCGCGUUACACACAUAGACAGAUCAGCCAAUAAGGAAGAUGUCCGAAACAUACUGAAGGAUCUUAACUUGUAUCUGGAGGAUAAAGUGUACAUGGCUGGAAACAAAAUCACUUUGGCCGAUAUCUUAAUUUAUUAUGGGCUGCAUCCAACAAUUGCUGACCUUUCGGUUCAAGAAAAGGAGACGUACAUCAAUGUAUCCCGUUGGUUUAGUCACAUUCAGCAUUACUCUGGGGUUCGGCAGCAUCUCCCAAGCUUGGUCUUCAUUAAGAACAGAAUCUAUACUAAUAUCCAUUAGGUGACUGUAAUGAUGCCGUGUUGCAUUCCCUCAGGUUGCCCAUAGCGACCAAUGAAAUUCUAUCUAUUAUCUUCUAGAAACAGUUAGAUAAAUGUUAAUUAGAAUCUGGUUGCUAUGGGCAACAUCACCAGUUCUAAAAAAAAAACCCUCCCACCUUAGUAAAUUUACCCCCUAGUGUUCCAUUCUGGCCAUAUAUGCACAUACCCCAGUUACAGGAGCUGCCUGUGAUGCUCACAAAGCAUUUAAGAGCUCAAUUCCAUUUUGUUCUUAUUUAUUUUAAUUAGUUUUAACUUAUUAAAAAAAAUAAAAAGUGUCUACCCAAUGCAGUUAUAUCAUACUUUUUUUUUUUUUUUGUUAAAUCUAGAAUCUCUUAAGUAUGUUAUUCUGCUACAGUUUUUGCCAUGUCUGUUUUUACACACUGUGCCAAUGAAAACGUAGAAGUUAAUACUGUAUUAACGCACUAAAGUGUAACAUUUGGUCAGGAACCAUGAAUGAGAAAACCAGAUGAAAUAAAUUUUCUUUUCAAUAUAGACUUAUAA
This is a messenger RNA of Pseudophryne corroboree (corroboree frog), 1239 nucleotides long. RefSeq names its product eukaryotic translation elongation factor 1 epsilon 1 (gene EEF1E1). The coding region runs from base 176 to 700 and encodes 174 amino acids. Gene Ontology annotation, cellular component: nucleus; cytoplasm; aminoacyl-tRNA synthetase multienzyme complex. Gene Ontology annotation, biological process: positive regulation of DNA damage response, signal transduction by p53 class mediator. The transcript is spliced from 4 exons. Lineage: Eukaryota; Metazoa; Chordata; Amphibia; Anura; Myobatrachidae. The record is from RefSeq and is a predicted model, not a curated record.